Messenger RNA from Penicillium soppii, 1254 nucleotides. RefSeq lists its product as uncharacterized. The record is from RefSeq and is a predicted model, not a curated record. Lineage: Eukaryota; Fungi; Ascomycota; Eurotiomycetes; Eurotiales; Aspergillaceae. Gene Ontology annotation, molecular function: carbohydrate:proton symporter activity. Gene Ontology annotation, cellular component: membrane. Gene Ontology annotation, biological process: carbohydrate transport; transmembrane transport. The transcript is spliced from 7 exons. The coding region runs from base 1 to 1254 and encodes 417 amino acids.
AUGUUCCAAGCCGGGCGCUUUAUCUGCGGUCUCGGAAUCGGCAUCCUAGUAACCGUGUGUCCUAUGUAUCUGUCUGAGAUGUCGAGCGCCUUGCGCCGCGGCUGGCUUGUCGGUCACCACGCGAUUUUCUUGGUCUUUGGAUAUAUGCUUGCAGGAUGGGUCGGGUUCGCUUGCUACUAUGCAACAGGUCCUCUACCCGAAUUUGGCUGGAGAUUUCCCUUGGCUCUCCAAUGCUUGCCCGCUUUGGUGCUACUUCUGGGAUCUCCUUGGCUCCCGCGCUCGCCUCGCUGGUUGAUUACAAAGGGUAAGUUUGACGAGGCUCAGUACGUCCUUGAACGACUCCGCGAAUCACCGGACGAUCCCAACAACCUGGCUGCCAAGGAGGAGUUCUUCCAGACCAAGGAGCAGAUUAGACUUGAAGCUGAAAAGCUGGCCACUUAUGGUAGUGUAUGGAAGGCAGUAUUCAAAAAGAAGACAUACCGAAAGCGAAUGGUCCUCGGAUUCCUCACUCAGUGGGGCGCUGAAUUUGGUGGACCUCUUAUUAUCAACAAUUAUGCGGUUCUUUUGUACACAAACUUGGGCAUGGAGGGCAGUAUGCCUCUGCUCCUCAGUGCUGUCUGGCUGACUACCGCCGGCGUGAUAUACAAUCCUUUGGGAGCCUGGCUUCACGACAAGGUCAACUCUCGGCGUGGCAUGUACAUGACUGGCUUCGUGGGCAUCGUUGUCACUACAUCCUGCCUGGCUGCUAUGACCGCCCAAUACUCCGGUACUACCAACAAGGUCGGAAACGGAUUUGGAAUUUUCUUUAUAUACCUGUAUCUGGCCUUCCAAGGUACAUUUUGUGAUACUACCAUGUAUCUCUAUAUUCGUCCGAUUGGCAUGGGAUUCUCUCUCUUCGGUCAAUUUGCUGCAACUCUCAUCCUUUUGCAAACCGCCCCCAUGGGCUUCGGAAACGUUGGUUGGAAAUACUACCUAGUGAUUAUUUGCUGGUCUGCAUUCUUCAUUCCAGUUAUCUACUUUUUCUUCCCGGAAACCGCUCGUCUUACCCUGGAGGAAAUUGCACAGAAUUUUGGCGAGGAAGUGGCUGUUCACCUCACAGAUGCCACUGAUGAAGAAAAGACCCAGCUAGAUCACCAGCUUGUUGAUUCGAACAGAAUUGUCGAGUCGUCCGUGAGCUCUGAAGCUGCCAAGUAUGGGGCAAACGACGCACCGUCGCCGGUAGACGGGGAGCAAACUGUGACUAAGGCCGAAUAA